AUGGAUACACCACGUCCUUCUCCCUGGCCCCAGGCCACCAAUGAACUUCUUCCGCAUACGUUGUUUAAGCUUGCAGCUCAAUAUCCUUCCGCCACGUAUGCGGAAUUUCCCAUCAAUCCAAAUAAGAUUGAAGAUGGGUAUCGCAAGGUCACUUUCGCCGAAGUAGCGAAUGCUGUCCAUGCAAUGGCGUGGUGGAUAGAAGAGAACGUUGGGAAGUUGAGCGAAGAAGAAAAGACUGGGACACAGACGUUGGUGUACAUUGGACCAAAUGAUAUACGUUAUGCGGUGUUGUGCUUAGGAAGUGUGGUCGCGGGUUACAAGAUGCUCCUCCCAUCACCACGGUAUGGAACCGAGGCGCUGAUCAAAUUGAUCGAGAGUGUCAAUGCAAAAGUUAUGUUAACACCGGAAAUACCAAUACCAGUUGCCGCCGAAGUACUGUCGAAGAAAACUAUGAAGACAGUCCAGAUACUGAGUGUAGAGCAAGUUCUCACAUCGAACCCGGAGCCAUACCCAUACAACAAGACGUUCCAACAGCACUCUCACGAGCCUUUUAUUUGCCUUCAUACAUCCGGUACAACUGGCUUCCCCAAACCCAUUUUCUGGACACACGACUGGACAAACAGCGUAGCACGAACCAUGUCCCUCGGCACACCAUCAGGCUACAGUCUAGAGCAAGAACUUCUCUAUGGAUCAAUGGGAGAAAGAACCAUGCGAGCGAUGUUCCUUUUCCCGCCUUUCCACGCCAGCGGGGUUAUCGGUAUGGUAAUGUUUCCCCUGCAGCUCGGUGUAACACCAUUUUACCCACCGACAUGGACUACGCCAGCUGAGGGCGUGGAGAGUGCUCUGGUAGCGCUAGAUACGAUCGCCAUGCGAGAUCGAGGCGAAGCAGUGGAUUGUGUGACCCUAGUGCCGCCCUGUCUCGAGUAUCUGGGCAAACACCCAGAGACCCUACGCAGACUGAGUCAGAGAACGCGACAAGUAGGCUGGGGCGGCGGCAGCGUCAGCCGCGCAGCGAGUGAACUCGUGGCAGCGCAGGUAUCCGUUCUGAACGUCAUGGCAUCGACGGAACUUGGUAUUUGGCCCAGUAUCCGUCGUAGCGAUAGUGAUCUAUCGCAAACCGCAUACUGGGAGUACACCACAUUUCACCCUGCUCUCAACAUUCACUUCGACCCUGUUUCCUCAUCCACAGAAGGCGUCACGUUGUACGAAGCCGUCAUGAUACGCAACAAUGGAACAGAGCACGAUGGCUACAUUCAACCCAUCUUCUCUAUUUUUCCAGAAGCAAAAGAAAGACGACUUGGCGAUUUGUUCAUACAACACCCUCAGAAUCCAGAGCUGUGGAAACACUACGGUCGUGCGGAUGAUCUUCUUGUUUUCCUCACAAACGAAAAGUUCUUUCCAACGGCAGCAGAACAGAGGAUUGCGAGUCAUGCUGGUGUGGUGGAAGCGGCGAUGGUAGGAACGAGAAGGCCGAGAGCUUCUUUGCUUGUGAGAUUGGAAGAUGGAGUGAGUGUAAGUGAUAUUUGGGAUCUGGUAGAAGAUGUAAACAAAGACUCGCCUGUUUAUGCGCGGGUAGGGAGGGAUAAGAUAUUGGUUGUGGAGGAGCCGUUUCCGAAAACGGCCAAAGGAACGGUGCAGAAGAAGGCUUUGUUAGAUUUGUAUGAGAAGAAGUUGGAUGCUUUAUAUGAAUAUUAG
Messenger RNA from Alternaria atra, 1695 nucleotides. RefSeq lists its product as uncharacterized. The transcript has 3 exons. The record is from RefSeq and is a predicted model, not a curated record. Lineage: Eukaryota; Fungi; Ascomycota; Dothideomycetes; Pleosporales; Pleosporaceae. The coding region runs from base 1 to 1695 and encodes 564 amino acids.